Messenger RNA from Coregonus clupeaformis (lake whitefish), 606 nucleotides. It is a transcript of the gene ankrd22, whose product is annotated as ankyrin repeat domain 22. Bases 1 to 606 code for a protein of 201 amino acids. NCBI's taxonomy places the organism in Eukaryota, Metazoa, Chordata, Actinopteri, Salmoniformes, Salmonidae. The transcript is spliced from 7 exons. Gene Ontology annotation, molecular function: protein binding. The record is from RefSeq and is a predicted model, not a curated record.
AUGUCAGCUCGCCACGCGUUUGCCUGCGACCUUGCUCCCAUUUGCCAAGCUGCCUACGAUAACGACCUUCGCAAGGUGUACCACAUUCUAAACGAGGAUGCCAAGACUUUAAAUGUUCAAGAUGGGGAAUCUGGCGAUACACAAGUCAUAGCUGCCUGCAGAUGUGGAAACAUCAGAAUGGUCAAGUACCUUUUGGACCUGGAGGCAGAUGUAGCUAUAAGGAACAAGAAACAGAGGACAUGUUUGCACUCUCCUGCAAAGAGGACCUUCUCCUUCCUGGAUUACCUGAUGAUCACUAUCCUCAUGCCAAUUCUGUUGAUGGGAUACCUCAUUCUGGUAGACAAGCAAAGGAAGAGUGUGAAACUAAUGAAUCUGGUUUUGAGCACUAAAGUGGAGGUUGGCGCUGUGGACUAUCAGGGAAACACUGGCCUUCACUACGUCUGUCAGAGGAAGAGUUACAGACUCGUUCCACUGUUACUGGAGAAAAAGGCAGAUGUUUCUACAAAAAACAAAGAUGAUGAGACCCCACUGGAUAUAGCAAGGAGACUGCAGUUCAAGGAGAUUGUUACAAUGCUGACGGGGUUGCAGACAGUGUCUUUUGUCUGA